ACAACUUCCCCUUCCUUCACCUCCAAUCCAACCAACCAACCCAACCAACCAACCAACCAACCAACCAAACCCACUACAUCCAGUCCCCUCAAACCAACCAACCCCCAAACCCAACCUUCAAAAUGCGCCUCACCACAUGCACCCUCCUCACCACCCUCCUCACCACCCUAACCAUCGCCGCCCCUGCCCCUGCCCCUGCCCCAGCUCCUGCCCCCGCUCCCGAGGCCGCCCUCGAACCGCGCGCCCAAGACCUCAUCGACCUCUGGAAGAACAAAAACUUCCUCGACCUCAAAUUCACCGGCUCCGCCAACCCAGGCGACUGCAAGAACCUGCCUUCCAACUUCAACGACAUUGCGUCUUCGGGCAAAGCCAAGGCCGGGUUCCGGUGCACGAUCUGGGUCGAUGCGAACUGCAGGGGUACGGGCUUCAGUUUUAACCAGAACCCUGGGUCGGCGAGUUUCCCGGAUUGGAUCAAUGAUAAGGCGAGUAGUUGGAAGUGUGUGAGGGAUUAAGUAAGGUAGGUAGUUGGGUUCUGGGUGGGCUGGGUGGGGAUUGAGUGUUGGGUGUUGGGUGUUCUGCUUGGGAGGAGACGCGAUCGCUAGGAUGUUGUAGCUGUGAUGGAGUGGAGAUUGAGGAGGUGAGGAGGGGAUGAGGGAGUGGGAAGAGGGAAGGGGAAGGGGAAGAGGGAAGGGGAAGGGAAAAGGAGAGGAUGAGAGUUGGAUUGGGGAGGAGGAAGUUGACAUUGGGUACUUACUGAGUACACAGGUCGGAGUGUUGAAGUCUGGUAUCGGAUUGAAGAAGGGAAAAAGAAGCAUUGUUCUUUUGCCCUAUCCUGUCUUGUUCUGUCCUGUUCUUGCUUUCCUGUUUGUUUUUGCCUCAGUUUGUACUUGCUUCCACUUUCGAUAAAAGGCCUUUUACACACCUCCAGUUCACCUCGGAAGAUUUUGUGCAAUGAAAUGUUGCAAACAGAACGCGGCAGUGUAAACAGUUGGAAGAACAUCAUUUAUCAGACCAAUUCCGGGGAACCAAAAGAUCCUGUCAUUGAAACAAACAAUAGUAGUCUAUGGGGUAUCAG
Neurospora crassa OR74A is the source of this 1075-nucleotide messenger RNA. RefSeq lists its product as hypothetical. The coding region runs from base 123 to 512 and encodes 129 amino acids. NCBI's taxonomy places the organism in Eukaryota, Fungi, Ascomycota, Sordariomycetes, Sordariales, Sordariaceae. The record is from RefSeq and is a predicted model, not a curated record. The transcript has a single exon.